Molecule: messenger RNA, 1142 nt
Organism: Camelina sativa (false flax)
Lineage: Eukaryota; Viridiplantae; Streptophyta; Magnoliopsida; Brassicales; Brassicaceae
Product: nucleolin 1-like
Molecular function (GO): RNA binding
Source: RefSeq, a predicted model, not a curated record
AAAAAAAAAAAANAAAAAAAAAAUCUCCAAAACCUAAAUUCCUAGAUCUGAAAUUUUCUUUUUGGAUCUCUAGCUAGAAUCACCAUGGAAGAAUCCGCCAUCAAAGGUCUGAAAGUGUUUGGUGCAGACGCUCCAAAACCCCGCGUUUUGACGACGGUUUCCGUUGAGGGAUAUGACACUUCGCUUCCAAAGUAUCUUGCCGAGCUCUCGUUGAGAAAACUUUUCUCUUCAUGUGGAGAGAUUUUGUUUUGUCGUGUUUCCAGACACUAUGGUAGGGGUAUCCUCGUCAAGAGUGUUGCCUUCGUGAGGUUCGAGGGAGGAGCUCCGGAAGAAAAGGCGUUGAAACUUAAUGGAACUGACUUGGGAGGAUGGACUCUAAUCGUUAAGCCUGCAACCUGGGAUCUUCCUUCUUCUGUUGAUCCUAUGUCUUUUGCUACUACUGCCGAAGAACAAAGGGUCCGCACUAAAGGAAUUGACACUUCGCUUCCUAAGAUUGAUAACCAGAUCGCGCUAUGUAAACAUUUCUCUUCAUGUGGAGAGGUCUCGCAGGUUAUUGUUAUCUGUGAUAGCGGUUUAGCUGACAUUUUUAUAAAAGGAGAAAGAUGUGUAGAAAAGGCGCUGGAACUAAAUGGAUGUAAAAUGGGAAAUAGGACUCUUUCUAUUGCACUUGUUGUACCCGGCCCCCCGAAAAGAAAGGGCGUCACCAAUUCCUGUGGCAAGAUGCACCCAAGGUUUUUUAUUGACCCUGUUACUAAGAAGAUGAAGAAGCCACAGACGGAGUGGGCGAGAGAGAUGCUGAAGAGGAUGGAGAUGAAGAUCGAGAGGGACAAGAAGGAGAAGAAGAUGGAGAAGUUGAUGAAGAGGACGAUGAAGAUGAAGAUUAAGACCGUAGAAUCGUAGAUGGAGAAGUAGAAGGCUCUCUCUUAGGAGAAGACUAAGCCUCGUUGGUGUUGUUAGCUAUGAUACAAUGCAACCUUUGUUUUCUCUUUUCACUUCGGUUUUUUGUUUAAAAGUAAGCAAGCUCAAUAAUCAUCAUCAUCUGCCUGCCUUUCUCUGGAUGUUAUAAAUAAUUUUACUUAUUAAGCUCAAUAUUUGUUAUCUGCUUUUGCACCGUUUUGCUAUUACAAAUGCAGCCUUUGUUU